AUUUUACGCUGUGCUCGCUCUGGUCACUUUGUCAGUGAAUCAGAAACGCAGACUAAUUAGUAAAAACGGUACAAAAGAACACUUAAUUGCUGAAAUUUCACCUGCCGCAGCCCAUUAAAACCACCAGCCAAGUGUCGAGAGAUAGAAAAUCCAAAGAUCCCCUCACAGUCACCCAAAAACAGCGCCGCAAAGUGGACAACUCCCAGUUUUCCGAGCAUCCCGAAAAGGAGCAUCGUGACAAAAAGGCGAGACUUCGUCGCAGCAGAAUGUCCUCGCUGUCCGCAUCGGCGGAGAAUGUGUCCAGUCUGGGACUGGGCGCCGGUGGGGCCAACUCCCACGACGGGAACUCCCAGCAGGGGUCGGGAUCGGAUGGAGGAUCCAGCAUGUGCCUGGAGUUGGCACUGGAGGGCGAACGCCUGUGCAAGGCGGGCGAUUGCCGGGCGGGCGUGGCCUUCUUCCAGGCGGCCAUUCAAGCCGGAACCGAGGAUCUCCGCACUCUGUCCGCCAUUUACUCCCAACUGGGCAACGCCUAUUUCUACCUGGGUGACUACAACAAGGCGAUGCAGUACCACAAACACGACCUUACGCUGGCCAAGAGCAUGAACGACAGACUGGGCGAGGCCAAGUCAUCCGGCAAUCUGGGCAACACGCUGAAGGUCAUGGGUCGCUUCGACGAGGCGGCCAUCUGUUGUGAACGCCAUUUGACCCUCGCCAGGCAGCUGGGAGAUCGCCUGUCGGAGGGACGUGCCCUUUACAACCUGGGAAAUGUCUACCACGCCAAGGGCAAGCAUUUGGGUCAAAAAAACCCAGGGAAAUUCGGCGACGAUGUCAAGGAGGCGCUCACCCGUGCUGUGGAGUUCUACCAGGAGAACCUGAAGCUCAUGCGGGAUCUGGGAGAUCGUGGUGCCCAGGGACGAGCUUGUGGUAACUUGGGGAACACCUACUACCUUUUGGGCGACUUCCAGGCGGCCAUCGAGCACCACCAGGAGCGACUGCGCAUCGCCAGAGAGUUUGGCGAUCGAGCUGCCGAGCGGAGGGCCAACAGCAAUCUCGGCAACUCCCACAUUUUCCUGGGACAAUUCGAGGAUGCCGCCGACCACUACAAACGCACUUUGGCCUUGGCCGUGGAGCUGGGCGAGCGCGAGGUGGAGGCCCAGAGCUGCUAUAGUCUGGGGAACACCUAUACUCUGCUGCACGAGUUCAACACUGCCAUCGAGUACCACAAUCGGCACUUGGCCAUUGCCCAGGAGCUGGGAGAUCGGAUUGGCGAGGCAAGGGCCUGCUGGUCACUGGGCAACGCCCACUCCGCCAUCGGUGGACACGAGCGAGCGUUGCGCUAUGCGGAGCAGCACUUGCAGCUGGCCAAGGAGCUGCAUGAUCCCGUGGGCGAGAGCACAGCCAGGGUGAACAUCUCAGAUCUGCGAAAGCUGCUGGGAUUGCCCGAGACGGAGCCGUCGCCAACAGAGGAGGAAGCGCGAUCCUCCGCAUCGGAUCACUCGGCCAGUGGUCAUCAGUCGGACGGAUCGGAGAACUCGCAGGGAAGAAUGGUGCGCGUUCGUCGCCAGAGCAUGGAGCAGCUAGACCUGAUCAAGAUCACGCCGGACGGAAAGCGCAUGCAGGAGGAGAAGCGCCGCGCACAGGCGACUGGAAAAGCCAAAGAUGACGACUUCUUCGACAUGCUGUCGCGGUCGCAGUCGAAGCGCAUGGAUGACCAGCGCUGUUCGAUCAAGGUGAAUCCCGCUGGAGCUCCGGCGGUGGCCACGGGCGCUACUCGCAAGCCACUGGUGCAGCAGAACUCGCUCUUCGUGGAUCCCACCAAUCUGCCCGGCCUAAAGUCGCCCUCGUCGGCGAAUUCGGCGCCUAUUGGGCACGGGCAUUUGGCCAGGAGUGCCACCACCACUCAGCAGCCGGACGAUGACUUCCUGGACAUGCUGAUGCGCUGCCAGGGCUCGCGGCUGGAAGAGCAGCGGUCCGAGCUGCCGCGUCCCAAUGUCACCAUGGAUGCUGAGGCGGAGGCGCCACCGCGAGCAGUGCCAGAGGCAGCGGUGGCUGGAGCAGCACGUGGACAGACUGGACGCGGAGCCACCGUGCCCGACGAGGACUUCUUCUCGCUGAUCAUGAAGGUGCAGAGUGGUCGCAUGGAGGAUCAGCGCGCAUCGAUUCCGUUCCGCAAUGCCAACAACAACAACAACAGCCGGAGCAACAACAAUGGUUCGGCUGGCGGAGCUGGAAAGUAGAAAGUAAAGAGGAGAGAGUCGAGAAAAAAGUCCAACCAAAACAAUCCUAUCAAUCCAUCCCAGACCGCAGCUCCCGAUUCAUUUUGUUAAACGUACAUUUUGCGGUCCUAUAUUCAGUCGUUUCUUUUUUGCAAUUGGCGACUUAACAUUUUGUUCUUUUACAAGAUUUAUAUAUACACACACACAUGAAAAGCAUUAAUUUAUGAAUAGCAACUAACCACGUAACCAAAUAUUAGGGGAUUAUAUGGCCCCGUAGACACGAGCAGAUGGAGAAACUUCCAUGGGAUGCACUCACUCAUCCAGUCAUGACUCAUUACACACUCGUCUUGGAGUUGGCCAUGAUAUUAAACAAUCUGCACUCGAGUUUUACGAUAUUAACGUUUGAAUUGCAUGUGCAAGUAGCUUAAGCCGAAGGUAUACUAAUCCAAUUUGCUCAAUAGACGGAACCAAGUCUUCUCUAUGAUCAAUGAUCUUACAUUCUCUAACCGCAUUCAGCUAAUUACUAAGUUAAAAGUAUAACGAACCACUCUACAUAUAAGCAAUGCAUUUUCCAAAUCGAAAUACUACAAAUAUUUCCAACUGUAUCCAUGAGUAUUGCAUUUUUCUAUCUAUCGUUAACUCUGAGCAUACUUUUUAAGCCACUUACAAUUUUUUUGAGAUAUUAACAAGACACAAAGAAGAGCUGCUCGGGUUUCCAUUUGAGGACCGGCGCUUUUGUUAGCAAUUAGCAUACGAUUUACACAUCCAUACGUACACAUAUACAAGAUACAUAUGAACAAUAUAUAGUUAUACCAAUUUCUAACAAUUGACCGAUUCGGGGAUUGUUCUACACAAUAUAUACACAAAACAAAACACAAAACUGAGUUCGAGUUGCAUGAAAAGAAGCCAAAAUUUAUUAAUGUUAUACGUUUAUGUAGCACGAAAGGAGGUGCGCUCAUGAAGCUAAUUGUAAUGAUAGCGAUCGAUCGGUCAUUAUGAUAUACAGCUGUAAAACAUACCAUACAGGCGGACAAAUAUGUCAUGUAUUAUUAAAUAUUAAAAUCAAAAAUUGUUUGCUGACAA
Molecule: messenger RNA, 3299 nt
Organism: Drosophila rhopaloa
Lineage: Eukaryota; Metazoa; Arthropoda; Insecta; Diptera; Drosophilidae
Gene: pins
Product: G-protein-signaling modulator 2
Exons: 2
Coding region: 267-2237 (656 amino acids)
Molecular function (GO): protein binding; GTPase regulator activity
Source: RefSeq, a predicted model, not a curated record